UUUUCAUAUACACAAAAAUAAAAAUGUUAAAACACUACUUAUAAAAAAAUGUUAAAACAUAUUGAUUUUGUAAAAUCAAUUAUGUUAAAAAUAUUCUUACACUUUUAAAAUGUGGGUCAAAAUCUCAUUUAGUUAAAUUACGGCCGGGUCGGUCAUAUUUUAAUUGAUGAAACGAGAUAUUUAAACGGUUUCUAACAUUUACAUCAAUUUUUGGAUGAACGAAAUUAAACUUAUGAUGUUAAUGAGAUAUGUUAUCAUGCAUAAUAUAUAAUUCGCGUAGCUAGGUAUACAUUAGUUUAGUUUGCAUGGUUAACCAUGUGAAUGACUAAUACUUCAGGUAGUUAGCAAAUAUUUUUUUCCUUCUUUUAAUCAAUGAACCUAAAUCCGGAUUGAAAUCCUGAUAAUUGAAUUCAACCCAAUAGAACAAUAGUGUUAUCAUAGUUACAACUAAAAAAAAAACUUAACAGACAAAUCUAAAAUUUAGAAAUGGAAAUAUGAGAAGGAAUGGAAAAACUUAACAGACAAAGCGUUUCAAGAAGAAAAAAAAAAUUCUAGAGGCUUCGUUUUGCGUUAGUUCAUUAUAAUGCAAGUAGAGCGAAUUCGAUGAUUUAUUUAUUUUGAAGUACCAUCUCAUUAGAUGGUAUUUGUUUCUAGUGGAUUUUGUAUGUAAAAUCAACUAGGUGAUUAUCCACUCACAUGUGUGGAGUAAAAUGUAUAUAUUCUAAUAAUUGUUGAAUAUGAACUUUGUCCGUAUAACCAUAAUUAUAUUAUUCAUAAGCCUAUAUAUGUAUUAAUUUGAAUAUCUAUUAAAUGUUAGUUUACUCGUAUGGUUUUUAUGAUCAUUUAUAUUUUAUUAUAAUAAAAAAUUUAAACUAUAGAUCAUAAAAUUUUCAGUGUGAGAGUUUUAACAAUUUUCAUUAUUUAUAGUCGUUUUUAAACAUUCAAAAUAUAAUAUAUACGAAAAAUCUAUUUUUUAUUAUAUGGUUAAUAUGAUUGUUUAAUUUAUUUUAAUACUAUAACAUUAAAAAAUAAUGAAGAUAUGUGAAUUGUUGUCAAGUCUUUAUUAUUAAAAUUAUUAAUUGUCAAAUAUAUAUUUUAGUCACGUUUGGUAAUUCCGUAAAUUUUAUUUAAGAAAAAAAAAACAAUAAUUAUAUAUUGUUAAUUAAUUUCAUGGUUAUUCUAAGUAGAAGUAUAUAAUACAUGUUUAAUAGACCAAAAUAUUUCUUUAGAGACUUUAAGAAACAUUAUAGUGAUGACACGUGUUAUAGUUAAAAUGUUGUAAUGCUUAUCUUUUAAUAUAUAGAAGAUUAUCUAAUAAUUUCCAAUAACUCUUGAUAAAUACUAGGAAAAGAACCCGUGCGAUAUCGCACGGUAACUCAUUUUGUAAAAAAUACAAUACAAAUAAAAUUACAAUAAUUUUUGAAGAUAAUUUUUUUUAAAUUCUUUAUAAGAGUGUAUAUAUAUAUAUAUGAAAAUAAAUGAAAAGCCAAUUUCAUAUAUUUUGAUAAAAAAUUUAAAAACAAAGGCAAUUUCAUGUAGUGAUCUUUGAUGAUCUAAAUAAUGAAUCUCUUUCUUUUUUAGUUUAUUUGUGAUUGUUGUGAUUUUCUAAUUUUAUUUGGUGUUUAUUGUGGUUGUUAUUUGUCAUUUUCGACAACUAUUUAUAUAUAUGACUAAGGAUUGCAAUAGUUGACAAUCAACCUUUGCAAAGGUUUAACUAAGGGUUACACUGGUUAACACCAAAAGUUGCAACAGUUCACAACUAAAAACAAUAAUCACUAAUAAUUGUAAUUUUUUUAUCAUCAAAGAAUGUAAUGGUUCAACACUAACAGUUGCAUCAUCUAACCAAUUGUAACUAUUCACUAAGACAACAUACUCCACUUAAACAGUCUCAAAGAUUCACUUAAAUCUCUAACAAUUAUUUCUUAUUUAAUUAUUAUCAGAGAUUCACAAAAUAAAUAUCACUCGUAUCAAACUCAUGCACGAAUAAAAAUGUACGUAACAUCAAUUCGAAAAACAUCAUAAAUGUCUAUUUAUUUGAUAGAUAACAAAAUGGAUCAUAUAUUUUUAUAAAAAAAUAGGAUCAUAUAUGCGUUGUACGUAUAUAAUUUGACAUAUCAUUAAACCUUGUAUCAGAUGUGAUGUCAAAGUUACUAAUAUGGUAGAUAGAUUAUUCUUUGAAAAAGUAUUUGUAAAAUGGGAUGACCGAUGAUUAAUAGUAGCUUAACAGAUCUCUCUUCACAAAAAUAAAUAAAUUAAUAGACUAUUUAGAAGAAAUAAAAUAUCAGAUGUAAAAGUUGGAAUCUUCGAUGUAUAAAUGUUUUCAAAGAGGUGUCUUUGGAAGAGGUUUAAGCCGUUUUGAUUUGAAGGAAUGCAUUGAUUCGAGAAAGGCAAAAGCGUUCUUUGGUUUAAUAAAUGAUGAUGUCAUCUAUUUAAAGGAAAUCUAAUUUUUAACCAUUAGAUUAUUAUAAAAUAAAGCAAAUCUAACAGUUAGAUAUAUCUUUUUUUUCCUAUAAAAAAUGAUGAUAUUAUCAGUUAACAAAAAAACAGGUUUCCUAUUAUGUAUAGAAAAUUUAAAAAAGAAGUAAGAAAAACUUGCUUUGAUAGUAGCAAAUGUCAUUUUAUUUGCAUAACUUCUUGUAUAUCUGCCAAGAAGAAGCAAGGUUGGUUUCAAGGUGACUCUCUAAUAAAAACAAAUAAACACGAACCAAAAACAAAAAAUCAGUUUAAUACCCAGCGAGUUGAUUAUUGAUCAUCCAUGGUCUCCAGUUAUCAAUAACCGAAUAGUUGAGAGAUCUUAUCCAAGCUUGAGUCCCAAUGUAAGGUACUGUCAUAUCGUGAUCACCAAUGUUCACACAAAACCACACAAAUAUUUACAUAAAGAUUUUGAAUCUUGGUGGGAGAAAAAAACUCUGACCUGAAGAUGAGAGAACGAUAGCCAUUGAUGCUAUUAUCCAUAUGGUAAGGUACAUUACUUAUAAUGUCGUUACUGUAAGGAAUAUCCAAAUUACAUCGUAUCCAUCUCCCUAUGCUCUACUACAAUUAUAGAUCUUCUUAAAAAACUUGACAGCGCUUCUUUACUAAACUCUUUGAAAUGAACAGUCUUAUAUACCUUCUUGAUUUGAAGAGCUUUGCGUACGCUUUCGCUUUCGUCAUUUGCCCAGUAGGUAGCUAGCAAAUACCUAUAAAUCUGCAAAAGCAACCUUAUAUAUGCUUUGUUUCCUGAAUGGUUUAACGGUAAAGAAAGAAGGUUAAAAAUUUAUAACAGUAGUUAUUUUAAAAUUAUACUUAUAAUAAUAGUCACAACUUUUCACUUUUUAAAAGAUAUCUAUACAUAAUAGCAAACUCCACAUUCUGUGUUUGAUGACAUCAACAUUUUUUAUAGCAAAAUAAAAUUGAAAUCGGACGGUUGAGAUUAUUGCGGUUAUGUAAUCUAGUGGAUAUUAUUUAAGUUUCAUUUAGUAUAUGAUGUCAUCCGUUAUUAUAUCUAAACGAUGUCUUUUUCUUUUUGAAACGUUGCAUUUUUGAAACAUUGCUUCUGAAGAGACACGACCCUCUCAAAAUAAUAAUUCUUAUAUCUAACGGUGUCUUGUUUUUGAAACGUUGCAUUUUUGAAACGUUGCAUUUUUGAAAAGAUACGACCCUCUCAAAAUAAUAGUUCUUAAAUCUUAACAAAUUUAUAUAUUCAUUCUUUAUGACUUCCCUACUUCCCGUCAUCAUUGUUCUUUUUUCUCCUUCACUUACCAUGGAUUUCUUUUGUUCUGGAAAUAACCGUCUCUCUCUAAGAAUUUUCAUGUCUGUUUUCACCACCACCGCCAUCCUCUUUUCUGUUUGUUAUGUUAAUCUCCAUCCUCAUUUUCUGUCUCCCCAACCCACUACUAUAUUAAUUUACUCAUAACCGUUGAAAUAUUAGAACAUGUGUUGUCCUCAUGAAACCAUUUGAUGAUAUUUUAACCGGGAGAUUCAAGAGACUGAAAUUUAUAAAAGGGAAAUAUGAUUUCAUGUUUCAAGAAGGAACUGACAAUCAUAAUCAAUUUAACUUACAAAUUAGCGAGAAAAGCUUUAGCGAGAGAAUUCCGAUGAUUCUCCCUCCACUGUUUCCAGGCCUUAUGAGAAUAUAAUCCAUCCUAGGAAAAUUAAUUGUACCAAAAAUUUAACAAAAAAAUUCACCGAGCAUCUUUCCACAAAUCCUGUAUAUCUGAAGAAAAUAAUAAUUGUGUUGAAUUCUUUAUAAUUGUGUUUUUUCACAAUUCUUUUUGCACCAUCAAAUCAUCAUAUAUCACUCUCACUAAUACGCAUCUCUUCGCUCUCAACUGGCUAUUUUCAGCCAAUUGUUAAACAAUUUUUUUGAUUUCCGGCUGACAUUGAUCCUAGCACUGGUUGUUUUCUCUUUUUAUUUACUUUUGUUUUUAAUACAUUUAGAUCUCGGUUUACUACCAUUAAAAUCAGUGGAAGAGACUUAUAAUUGAAAAAUGCAUGGCGGAGACUAUUUAUAGAUUUUUAAAAUCUAUUUGAAUAGUCACAUCCCUUCAAUCUGAAUAGUUGCAUUCUUCUAAUACUCACAACUUUUCACUUUUUAAAAAAUACUUAUGAAUAGUCACAACUUUUAAACAAUUUUUAGAAAAGACACAACCUUACAACAUAGAACUUUUAGAAAAGACACAACCCUUUACACAUCUUUUUCAAAAGAUACAACCUUUCAAUAUAAGUGAGAUUCACAACCUUUGGAAUUAAUGAGGAUUGCUAUUAUUAGUAGAUUAUGAGUGAAAUCUUUGUUUUCCAGUAAGGAGAGAUUCGAAAGAGUUUUAAUAAAUGAUUAAUUCAAUAAGAGUGGAUUUGAUAGAACUUUUAUAAAUACUAAGAGGAGAUUUGAACAAAAACUAGAAUUCUCUUAAAUCAUAAGCCCCCUUUGUUCCUAUCUGUUUUUUGGUCACCAUUCCAUUCCAGAAAAUGCUUUUAAAGAUAACAAUCACAACAUUCCAAAUGUAGAAAAGGCACAAUCUCAACAUUCUAAACCUGCGUCCACCUAACAAAAAACAAUUGCCUUCUCGUAGUUUACUCCAAAUACAAAGGGUGUAAUAUAACAACAGAAACACUCAACACUUUACCGAACACACACGUUGCCUUCUCUCCUAACUCCUUAAAGUUCAAUCUUCAUAAUCUCUCUCUGUCUCUCUCUCUCUCUCUCUCUCUCUCUCUGACAACAGAGAGACUCUUCACGUGCCAAACAAAAAAAAAACUGAGCACCUUCCUCUCGCCCAUGGCCACGGACUCCGUCAAGCACGUGCCUACAUUCGGCGGCGCAGCCAUCUCUGAAAUGAAAAGCUUCUUCUCCGCCAUGAAACCAAGAAAAACGAUCAUAACUUUUGUCUACGCCUUCGUCAUAACCUUUGUUGCCUUCACUGUUUACUUAGCCUUCGCCCCUUCCCUCAUCACUAUCUCUAAUUCAGUUUCUUCCUAUAUCCUCCCUAAUGUCAGUGCCGUGACUUCAGCGUCCAGUAACAUCACAUUACAAGCAACCACGCCGGAAAGUCUCACUCCGGCUGUUAUAAACACAACCUUUGAGCCUCCCCUAGGUAAUGAAACAAACCCACAUUCUAGAAACAACGCUUCACGGUCUCAUGCAAGUGUACACUUAUGUCCUAACAACAACACUGCUCGAAAUUCGGACAAACAAGCACCUCUGUCCGUGAAUUCAAGUGCUUCUUCUCCGAUGAGAAAACAAAGUAGGAAGUCAGGGGCUAAACGAGAGAUCAAGUCUCUGAAGGACUGCGAUUUUUUCCAAGGAGAAUGGGUCAAAGACGAAUCCUACCCGCUUUACAAACCCGGCACGUGUAAUCUCAUCGACGAACAGUUUAGCUGUUUAACCAACGGAAGACCAGACGUUGAGUUUUACAAACUGAAGUGGAAACCUAAAGAAUGCACUUUACCAAGGCUGAACGGAGGCAAGUUGCUGGAGAUGAUUAGAGGAAGAAGGCUCGUGUUCGUUGGAGACUCGCUGAAUAGAAACAUGUGGGAGUCUUUGGUUUGUAUUCUUAAAGGAUCAGUUAAAGAUGAGAGACAAGUCUUUGAAGCUCAUGGAAGGCAUCAGUUUCGUCGGGAAGCUGAGUACACUUUGGUCUUCAAAGAAUAUAAUUGCACUGUGGAGUUCUUUGCGUCUCCUUUCUUGGUUCGAGAAUGGGAAGUUACGGACAAGAACGGGACGAAGAAGGAAACUUUGCGUCUAGAUAUGAUGGGAAGCUCAUCAAAGCAGUACAUAGGAGCGGAUGUACUUGUGUUCAAUACCGGAGCUUGGUGGACUGAUGACAUAACAUCCAAAGGUGAGGACUAUUUUCAAGAAAGAAGCACUGUUUACCCGAAACUCAACGUUGAUGAAGCUUUUAGAAAAGCAUUGACUACUUGGGGUCGAUGGGUUGAUAAGUAUGUGAAUCCAAAGAAGUCUCUUGUCUUCUUCCGCGGAUUCUCCCUGUCACAUUUCAGUGGUGGGCGAUGGAAUGCGGGAGGGGCGUGCGAUGAUGAAACAGAACCGAUCAAGAACGAGGCAUACCUAAUGCCUUACCCUUCCAAGAUGGAGAUUCUUGAAAGAGUUCUAAGGGGAAUGAAGACACCGGUCACGUAUCUCAACAUCACGAGGUUAACAGAUUACAGGAAGGAUGCUCACCCGUCUGUUUAUAGGAAACAGAAAUUUACUGCAGAAGAAAGCAAAUCACCGUUGUUGUACCAAGACUGCAGUCACUGGUGCCUCCCAGGUGUACCUGAUUCUUGGAACGAGAUUCUCUAUGCCGAGAUGCUGGUAAAGCUCGACCAGCUCCGUGGCAACAGACGGCGGAAACCUGAAGGGCUACUAUAGGAGGAGUUGAAUCAUAUUCUUGUUUUAGAUGAAAUACACAAUAUAUAUUUUCAAUGGAUGAAAAGAAAAGAAACACUUAGAAGCAAUUAUAUGUUUUCAAAGGCAUAGAGAAAGUAAGAGAUGAGAAUCAUAUUACUGCCUUGCUCAUCACUUUUCUUGGUUGUAAACUAUGUUCAUGGGAGAGGUUUGAGAUUGUAAAUGGUUAAUUUUUAUUUUACUCAAUUUAAUAGUAAGGUUUGUCAAAUC
Molecule: messenger RNA, 7093 nt
Organism: Brassica napus (rape)
Lineage: Eukaryota; Viridiplantae; Streptophyta; Magnoliopsida; Brassicales; Brassicaceae
Product: protein trichome birefringence-like 1
Exons: 4
Coding region: 5258-6847 (529 amino acids)
Cellular component (GO): Golgi apparatus
Molecular function (GO): O-acetyltransferase activity
Source: RefSeq, a predicted model, not a curated record